This is a messenger RNA of Lichtheimia ornata, 729 nucleotides long. RefSeq lists its product as uncharacterized. The transcript is spliced from 6 exons. Gene Ontology annotation, cellular component: nucleus; cytosol. Lineage: Eukaryota; Fungi; Mucoromycota; Mucoromycetes; Mucorales; Lichtheimiaceae. The coding region runs from base 1 to 729 and encodes 242 amino acids. The record is from RefSeq and is a predicted model, not a curated record. Gene Ontology annotation, biological process: proteasome assembly.
AUGGACACCUUUGUACCAGCGUCUUCUUUUAAUACAGAGCAACUCGCUGGGUCAACAUUAGUUUUGCCUUCAGUGUCGAUCGGCAACGUCCCACAACUCACAUGCGACUUAUUCGUGCACACCUUGGGUCUGGAACGAGUUGGUUUUAUCAAUAAUGAUGCCGUCAUGUCCGUAGCCGGCAAGAGAGAAGGGGUACAAGGUCCUGGUGUUGCUGUUGCUGUAGAAGUAUAUCAGUCAAGUGAUCGACGAUGGACAAUGAUUCAACAACGUGCACCUACAUACAAGGGCAAACGACGAGGAUACAUCAAAGAUCUGGUGGCAUUUGUGCAAAAGUACAAGUUCGAUCAUGUGAUGGUGUUGACCAGUGCCGAUGCAAGUCUUCGAACCGAUGCUCAAAUCACCAGUGUACCAUUUCGUGUGGUGGGCACCGAGGAUGCUAUUCUCCAAAAGGCGCAAGAUAUUGGUAUCCCAAGAUUGGACACAGAUGAAAAGGAUGUACAUGGCACAGGCAUGGGAGUUCCCUUCUUUAGUGCACUCAAAGAAGCCCACAUCAACACAACUAUGAUGAUCAUGUUUGCCCUGGAAGGCGAUAACGUUAAUGAUGCCGUUCUCUUUACCAACAUGUUUAAUACUCUAUUUCAGUUACGAGCGGACCAAGGAUCAUGGACACCACCUCCAAGCUGGGACUUCUUGUUUGGUACCCCAUUUAAUCAAGAGUUGUAUCAGUAA